ACGAGGGCUGAGCUGGGGCGGAGGAGGUGGGGGUAGAGGGCACCGAGACCGAGGGUCUCCGCACGCAUGUAGUCCUUUCACUACUUGCCUCUGGAGCGGUGAGGGCGGUCCGCCAGUGAGGGACCCUCGGUUCCUCCCGCCGCUGGCUUUUCCCACUUGGCAGUCGGGGAUGCUGGCCUGGGUGCGGGGCUCCAGACUCCAGCCCCUGCCCUUUGUGUAAACAGCACCUCAGUGCUUGCUGCUGAUUUCCGAUUCUGAGGGGUGCGGUGUGGGCUCGCCUUGACCCGUUUCACCGAUGAAUGCCAACUUUGUGCAGACACUAUCAUCCAUGAGGAUAGAGAGAUUACCCUCUACUCUCCUGGGUGGUACCUGUUUGCAGCUGUAUUCACCCCUUCCCACCCACAGGUAGUUGCAGGGCCAGGGCUUCUCAGGGAACACAAGAAGUCACAUCUCUGCCAGCUCUGCCUCCUCCUCCUGCCCAUCCCUUAGGAAGGACCCCACAGGAAGGAAGGAGAAGGCAAUGGCUGCUGGGCUGCUACCAUGGGGAGCUCAGAGAGAGAGAGACAGGAACAUCCAUUAGUUGCCUCCUGUACAUGCCAUGACUGGGAUCGAACCUGCAUCCUAGUUUCAGGAGUCAGCGACACUCAAGGAUGUGUGUGGAUUUCACUUGGGAAGAGUGGAUUCAUCUAGCCUGUGCUCCGAGGAAGUUGUGUGGGAACGGGACACCGGAGAACUAUAGGAGUGUGCUCUUCCUGGGGCAUCACCUUUCCAAACCAGAUGUGAUUUCUCAGUUGGAGUGAGAAGGACUGAGCCUGAUGCAAAAGAGCUUCCAGGGGCGUCUCUGUAGGAGGAGACUUGACUGUAUUUACAAGAGCAGAGGUAUGUGUUACAAAGGAGACACUGAGUGUGUGGAGCAGGACAUGCGAUGAUGUGCAAACUGCAGAUCUUCCUUCCAGAUUUUCUUCCAUGUUCUUGUUGGAUUAAGCCACAGUUUCAUCGCACUGUGCUGUCCAAAACCGAGACAAGAAAACAUUGCUUGAGUGCUACACUUGGCUCUUGCCUGGCCAUCAUCUGAUGUGUUCCUCACAACAUUCCGUGGGACUGGGAGACAAGACUUGAAACCAAAAGGACAAGUCCAAAGCCCAACAUUACCGAAGAUUUAUCCUAUCUGGUAACAAUGGAAAAGAAAGGUCUCUGGCAUUCUUCUUUAGGGGAGACCUGGGAACCUGAUAAUUGGUUAGAGGGGCAACAGAAAAACCCAGAUAGACAUCUGGGUGAAGUGGCAAUUACCCAUAAGGAAACCCUCACUGAGAGGAGGGUAUGUAGAGGUAAUGAAUUUGGAAGAUGUUCCAGUCAGGGUUCAAUCAUUGAUAUACAACAAAGUAUUCCUAUGGGAAAAAGGUCCUGUUAUCAGAAUUCACAUGGAAAAGAUAUUAAACAAAAUUCUGAAUUAGUUAAGAUUCAAAGAAUGCUGAUAGGAAAGAAAAUCUAUGAAUGUAAUGAAUGUGGGAAAGCCUUCAGCCAGAGCUCAUCCCUUCUUAAGCACCAGAGGAUUCAUACUGGGGAGAAACCAUAUAAGUGUAAUGUAUGUGGGAAGCACUUCAUUGAACGUUCCUCCCUUACUAUACAUCAAAGAAUUCAUACUGGAGAGAAACCCUACAAAUGUAAUGAGUGUGGGAAAACCUUCAGUCAAAGCAUGAACCUUACUGUUCAUCAAAGAACUCAUACUGGAGAAAAACCCUAUCAGUGUAAAGAGUGUGGAAAAGCUUUCCGUAAGAAUUCAUCCCUUAUUCAACAUGAAAGGAUUCAUACUGGUGAGAAACCCUACAAAUGUAAUGAGUGUGGGAAAGCUUUUACCCAAAGUAUGAAUCUCACAGUGCAUCAAAGAACUCAUACAGGAGAAAAACCCUAUGAAUGUAAUGAAUGUGGGAAGUCUUUCAGUCAAAGUAUGCAUCUUAUUGUACAUCAGAGAAGUCAUACUGGAGAGAAACCCUAUGAGUGUAGUGAAUGUGGAAAAGCCUUUAGUAAGAGCUCAACUCUUACCCUGCAUCAACGAAAUCACACUGGAGAAAAACCCUACAAAUGUAACAAAUGUGGGAAAUGCUUUAGCCAAAGUACAUACCUUAUAGAACAUCAGAGACUUCAUUCUGGAGUAAAACCUUUUGAAUGUAAUCAGUGUGGAAAAGCUUUCAGUAAGAAUUCAUCUCUUACUCAGCAUCGGAGGAUUCAUACUGGAGAGAAGCCUUAUGAGUGUGUUGUAUGUGGAAAGCAUUUCACUGGGCGAUCAUCCCUUACUGUACAUAGGGUUAUUCAUACUGGAGAGAAACCUUACAAAUGCAAUGAGUGUGGAAAGGCCUUCAGCCAGAGUGCAUACCUUAUUGAGCAUCAAAGAAUUCAUACUGGUGAGAAACCCUAUGAAUGUGAUCAGUGUGGCAAAGCCUUUAUUAAGAAUUCGUCCCUUACAGUACAUCAGAGAACUCAUACAGGAGAGAAACCCUAUCAGUGUAAUGAAUGUGGGAAAGCUUUCAGUCGGAGUACAAACCUUACACGACAUCAGAGAACUCAUACGUGAGGAAAGUUUUCAUCAGGCCCUUUACCAUGGUUAACUUUUCAGUGAUAAUCAGAUAAGUCAUAUAAUGUAGAAAUUGAAUAAAUGUGAAGAUUUGGGGAAUAUUUUGGUUGACAUAUAUUAUACCAUGUCAAAUGAUACAGACCACUGCAGAGAAACCUUAAAAAAGUGGAAAAUCUUGAUUCAGAAAGAACUUUGUAUCAGAAGGUUUAAUGUUCUAAAGAACAUGCUGAAGAUAAGUUCCGUUAUAUCAUACUACAGAUUCUCCUUUGGUUAUCAGAGACUUCACAGUGGAGAAGAAAUGUGAGAGUGCUUAACUGGACAGCUGAAAGACAUGGAAUGUACUCUGAUCUGUCACUAACAUGGACAAGUCACCUACUCUUACCAGGUCACAAUGUCCGUAUUUGGUAAAUGAGGGAUUUUGGAUUUAGAAGGUCUUCAGGAUCCCUGUGAGCUCUACAAAGCAACAAACCUAUAAAUAUAAGGAAUGCUGGGACAUCCUUAAUCUUUCACCAUGUUAUAUGUUAUUAGAUGCCCCUGUUUUACAACCUGGUUUCCCUUGAUGUUGUGAGUUAAAAUUCUCUACCUCUACCAAAUCUUUUUAUUCCUCCAUGCUCUUCCUUCUCCCUGCAUUAUUUUCUCCCCUAAAAUACAGGCUGGUUGCUAACAGAUGAUGGGAUAACUGUACAAAUUUUAAUGCAACAGCAUGCUGUUUUGAGUUCUCAACAGUCAUUAAAUUGUUAAAUAAGCUAAUUAUUUAGAAAAUAAAAUUUAAAUAUAGUGUUUACAUAGGAUUCAAAUACAUAUCUUUGUAUCAUACUGUACUGAAAUGGAAAGGAGAAUAGGCUAAACACUAAUAGACAUGAAAAUCUGACAUAUUAAGAAAGUCUUUGUAACUCAAAGCAUAUUCAGAACAAUCUUAUGGAGAUUGUAUAAUUCUAUAGAUAUGAUAGUAGAAAAACUUUUAUUUAUUUCACAUACAUUUAAUAAGUGCUAAACAUGUGCUAAGAUGAUUAGAAAAUCAAAGAAUGUGCUGUAGCCCUGGCUGGUAUGUCUCAGUGGUUGAAUGCCAGCCUGUGAACCAAAGAGUUGCAGGUUUGAUUCCUAGUCAGGGCACAUGCCUGGGUUGCGGGCCAGGUCCCCGGUAGGGGUGUGCAAGAGGCAACCACACACUGAUGUUUCUCCCUCUCUCCCUCCCUUCCCCUCUCUAAAAAUUAAAUAAAUACAAUCUUUUAAAAAAAGAAUAUGACAUAUUCUUGCUUUCUAAAGUUUAAACUGAGAAAAUGGUAGUGGGAUAGGGAAGGCAAAAUUCAAGCAAAAAUGAUACAAUCUAGAUAAUGUGGUUAACUGAUUAAAUGUGAGCACUUGAAUUUUUUAUUUGGAUAUAUAGGUGUGCCAUAAUUAAAAAUAUUAAGUUGACCAAUUUUGUGGGGCAAUGAUGAGUUCAGUCUGUGGGCAUUUUGAUGAAUCUGUGGAUAUCCAAGUGAACAUUCCCAAUAGGCCAUAGAAUAAACAGUAGGGCAGUGAUUUGAGGGUGCUCUAAGAGUACAGUAGUCCCCACCCUUAUUUGCAGUUUGCUUUCCAUGGUUUCAGUUACCCAUAGUCAACUUAGGGUCCCAAAAUAUGAAAUGGAAAAUUUCAGAAAUAAACAAUUCAUGUUUUAAAUUGUGCACUGUUCUGAGUAGAGUGAUGAACUCAUACUAUCCCACUACAUUGCCACCACACUCCCUGUCAUCAUGUAGCCAUUGUAUCUUG
Molecule: messenger RNA, 4324 nt
Organism: Phyllostomus hastatus (greater spear-nosed bat)
Lineage: Eukaryota; Metazoa; Chordata; Mammalia; Chiroptera; Phyllostomidae
Gene: ZFP2
Product: ZFP2 zinc finger protein
Exons: 8
Coding region: 1178-2572 (464 amino acids)
Biological process (GO): regulation of transcription by RNA polymerase II
Molecular function (GO): RNA polymerase II cis-regulatory region sequence-specific DNA binding; DNA-binding transcription factor activity
Source: RefSeq, a predicted model, not a curated record